UCCGGGACGCCUCCGGUCUCCCCGUUUCCAGGAACAGAAGUCCCGCCGCCGCGCGCGGGUCCCAGGGGCGCGUGACGCGGUUUAUUGUGGCAACGGGUCCCGGCAGCUGCCCAGGCUGACGUCGGUGCGGCUGAUUCCAGGGGGACCUGCAGCCCUCAGAUGGAAGCUGUCCUGCCCAGGGACACUGUGAGCAGCCCCGAAGGUUUGGAAAAACAAGCCCAGUUGGGAAGCUUGCCCGGAACCGUUCUUGAAAGUUCCACACCUCUUAGUGAAAGAAAUGGAAGAGUAAAUUCAGUCCUAGGGUCCGGCGGACCGAUCCGUAAGCCCCAAGCCCUAGAGAAUGGAGAGCGACCGAAGUCGUCAGACAUCCUGGAGGAAUUAAUUGUUCAAGGAAUAAUACAGAGCCACAGCAAAGGAUCUAGAAAUGGAGAAUCAGAUGAUAUCAUGGUAGACACGGCCAAGGCACCGCUGAGAAAGCCACCAGCCAGGCUGGAAAAACUUAAGAUCGACAAGGAGGCGAAGGCCUUCCCGGUGAAGGUCAGAGCAGAGGGGCAGCGGGCGGUGGAGCCGGGCAGGAAGGCACCCCAGCUCCUGCAGGAGGUGGAAGAAGAAGUAGAAGGGCUGUGGGGUGACGGGCGCUGGCCCCCAGGUAGUCCCUCAGGUCCUGCUGAAGCGGGCGGCGCUGAGCAUCCUCUUGCCAAAGGACCCCAGGCCGGGCGUGGACCUGCUGACCCCCAGGACGGGAAGCUGCUGAGAAGGGAGGCGAGUCGGGGGGCUGCCGCGUCAAGGGCUAGAAACUUCAGUUACGGCGGCAUCGGGGCUGUGGAGUCAGACGUGUCCUACAACCAGGCAGAUGACGAAUUCUAAUAAGCCCUCUUACGUGGAUUUCGUGAAAAGGCGUCACUCCGCCCUGGUGACAUUCUUAGUCUGUCUCCUGUCUCCUGCCUGCAGCCCGCCGGGAUUUGCCUUGGGUUUGGGAACGAUCGCGGGGCCGAACGGGCUGGAGAUGCGUCAGGUGCCUUCAGCGUCCCUGCCAGCUUUGAACUUGACCAACGUCAAGGUUAGGAAGUCGGCAUUCUCCUCCAACGCGGAUUUAGACACUGUGAUGAAGAUGCGUUUCAUUUACAAGUUCCUUCCAAUCUAAUGUGUUCAUGCCAAAUAGAAUCCUUCUUUCGUGCUCCUGCCCGUUCGCUGUGCCCACCUGAGAGGGUCCUUUGAGACAAAUUGCGCGGAUUCGUAUUAAGCAUUUUAAUGAUCUGUAUGCUUCCUAUGCUGUAUGUUUAGUUUUUUUCUUUAAUUCUCUGUGUGUUGUGAAGGCUGAAGGCACUGUCUUGAAGUCAGUUCAAUUACAGUUUCAUCCAUACAGCUUAAGGAAGCAAUUGCCAGUCUGAGAAUUAAAUAUAGAGUUUUCUUCAUAUGAAAAAAGAAAACUUCAGCUGGGUGUAGGGGCGGGAGCAGGUCCAGGGGAGGGGGUAGGCCGGGAGGGGGCCCUA
Molecule: messenger RNA, 1493 nt
Organism: Manis pentadactyla (Chinese pangolin)
Lineage: Eukaryota; Metazoa; Chordata; Mammalia; Pholidota; Manidae
Gene: STMND1
Product: stathmin domain containing 1
Exons: 5
Coding region: 160-867 (235 amino acids)
Source: RefSeq, a predicted model, not a curated record